AUGGAUGCUUCAACGUCAUCAAACAAGUCGGCCGCGAACCUCUUCCAGGUCUACCUGCGACUGAGGCCGCCCCCGGCUGGAGCUGCAUCCUCUGACAGAUUCCUGAGCGUUGAAGAGCCAGCAGACGGCUCCCAUCCGACACACAUUACCCUCAACCCUCCGAAUGACCGCAAGCGUUCGACCGAGAAAUUCGCCUUCACCAAGGUUUUCGAAGAGGAUGCCACCCAGCUCGAUGUCUUCCACUCCACGGGCAUCGCGUCGCUGGUCGAAGGUGUCUUGGCUCCCCACGGCGGCCAUGGCACAGAUGCUUUGAUUGCGACCCUUGGUGUCACUGGUUCCGGAAAGUCUCACACAAUUCUUGGUUCCCGAACCCAACGAGGCAUGACCCAGCUUGCGCUGGACGUCGUCUUCCGAUCCAUCGGCUCCAACAUGUACGACUCCUCCAGCCUCGAAGGCUCUCUUCAGGCCGCCGACGUCUCCGACGCAACCAUCAUGUCAGCCCCAUACUUUCUCGAGACCGUCUUUUCCGAUUUGGGUUCAUCCCGCGGAGGAGGGUCGAGAGCAGGCACGCCAAUGAUUGGCGAACAUCAUCCUCCACCGACUCCUCGACGAGCUCUGCAGCGACCCUCGAACCUCCCCCAAGCCCCCGACAUCAGCUCCAUAAACGUUUCUUCCGACCCCGAUGCCGACUACGCCGUCGUUCUUUCCAUGUACGAAGUCUACAAUGACAAGAUCUACGAUCUCUUGACCCCGCCGAUCAAGUCGAACGCCACGAAAGAGUACCGCCGACGGCCCCUUUUGUUCAAGUCGACAGAGCAGUCCGCCGAUAGGAAGGUGGUUGCCGGGUUAAAGAAGAUUGCCUGCACUAACAUGAGAGAAGCCAUUAUGGUCUUGGAGGCUGGACUGCAUGAGCGUCAAGUGGCGGGGACCGGCAGCAACAGCGUGUCGUCCAGAAGCCAUGGCUUUUUCUGCGUGGAGGUGAAGAAGCGCCCCAGAGUCGGCCGCAGCCGGACUUGGGCUGGCAAUGCCCUGACUAUUGUCGAUCUCGCCGGCAGUGAACGUGCUCGUGAUGCAAAGACCCAAGGUGCCACCCUUGCGGAGGCUGGCAAGAUCAACGAGAGCCUCAUGUACCUGGGACAAUGCUUGCAGGCCCAGAGCAGUCUGGGAAGCAACAGCAAGCCCAGCGUCAUGCCGUUCCGCCAGUGCAAGAUGACGGAGCUCCUGUUUUCCAACUCCUUCUCCACCUCGUCCUCUGGUGUGGCUGUUCGUCGCAACCCGCAGCGCGGCGUCAUGGUAGUCACAGCAGACGCACACGGUGACCUCAACGCAACUUCUCAGAUUCUCAGAUACAGUGCUCUGGCGAGAGAAGUCACGGUUCCGCGCAUUCCCAGCAUCACGUCCACUAUCCUUGCAGAAACCCCCUUGACUUCUCACGCGUCCCCGCCUCUCACUUCUCCUGACUAUCCUCCUCCUCCUCAGCGUCGCGGUUACUUCGGUCAUGGCUCGGGAGGACAUAGGAACUUCUCCCCUGGCUCUGACAACGGAGACCGAGUCCUCAUGGAACACGCUGCGCUCGAGAUUGCUCGCAUGCAGGAGGAGAUCACAAACCUCCACAUCGAGCUGGAUCACGAGCGCGAGUCACGAGUGUGUGCCGAGGCCCACCUCCUCAGCAUGGAGGAUCGCCUGAUUGAGCUUGAACAGACGGUGCGCGAAGAUUGCAUGGCCGAAUUCGACACCCGUUUCGAGCUUGAGCUGGCGCGGUGGAAGGCAACCCUGGCGGCGGAGCAAGAAAAGGGGGAAGAGCACUGGGAUCGCAAAAUGGAGCUUUUCGAAAAGGGCCUCGGUGUCAUAGUAGCAGAGGACGACGACGUUGGCGAGGACAAAGAAAACCUACUGGUGGAAAACCUCGAGCAGGAGAACGAGAGACUGCGUCGCGAGAACGAGAUUCUCAAGCGCGAGCUCGCCGGCCGGAGCCCCAGCAAGCGCAAGCCGCUUUCCGAGCGCGAGGACUUUGGAGGCCGCAAGGCAGACAGCAGCGGCGGGCUAAACAACCUGGGCAAGAAGAUGGAACGGUUGCGCGUUAGCAACGAGAGCACCGCGAGCACUGGAAGCACAGGUAGCCCGAAGAAGGUGCGCAAGCUUGGUGGCAAGAGAUGGGAGCAUGCUGCCGAUGACGACUUUUGA
This is a messenger RNA of Colletotrichum siamense, 2184 nucleotides long. RefSeq names its product Kinesin-like motor protein 9 (gene klp9). Gene Ontology annotation, biological process: microtubule-based movement. The record is from RefSeq and is a predicted model, not a curated record. Gene Ontology annotation, molecular function: microtubule motor activity; ATP hydrolysis activity; microtubule binding. Bases 1 to 2184 code for a protein of 727 amino acids. Gene Ontology annotation, cellular component: microtubule; nucleus; kinesin complex. NCBI's taxonomy places the organism in Eukaryota, Fungi, Ascomycota, Sordariomycetes, Glomerellales, Glomerellaceae. The transcript is spliced from 4 exons.